Molecule: messenger RNA, 576 nt
Organism: Lindgomyces ingoldianus
Lineage: Eukaryota; Fungi; Ascomycota; Dothideomycetes; Pleosporales; Lindgomycetaceae
Exons: 3
Coding region: 1-576 (191 amino acids)
Source: RefSeq, a predicted model, not a curated record
AUGAGAAGAUUGUUCCCGCCUUCCUUCAUAACAUCUAAAGACCUAAAGGUUCUUGCGAUGCGAAGCGUAUUGUGUCUUCUGACCCUGGAAGACUACCAAGCAUUCUUGGACCACUGUGUCUUUCAAACCCCUCAAUAUCUUUCUUCUUUACAUCAUUUCAUUGUUGCCCCAUACCCUUUGUCAAAAAAUACGCCUUUCCGCGUGGCGCUCCUAAUCAAAGAGAAGUCGUAUCAUUUUACCACACAUCGAGAAGAGGGCAGCGCUACCUCCAGUGAACAUGUCAAAGAUCAGGAACCAACUACGGGCGUCGAUUCUGAAAUGAAGAUUCACGUUUCACCCGCAACCUGCACUCGAUCCCCGCACAGCCCACGAUCUCUCCACGAGGUUCUGUCACAAUCAGCCUCGCACAAGAACAUGAUAACCUAUCAUGUCCAAAUCCGGAAAGGCCCACUUUCGGAUUGGUAUCCGACGUUCGACUUACGUACUUGCCAAACCUCAACGCUGAGCGCGAGUAUUGUAACCUCCCUCCUGCGUGCCGGAAGAUGUUGGAGGUAUUUUGACCUUCAAACAAUUUGA